CAAAAGUGAUCCAUCUCGAAACAAGAGUUAGCGUCUUUGGCACAAGCAUCAGCUGCUCUUUCCAGAAAAUCUCUACAUUCUAUCAACCCAGGCGGACUUUCAGACUGGUUCAUUUGUCUAAAUUUUUUCCGGCGACAACAGAACCAGAAAACUGCUCCGAUGGAAGUAACUCGGCGCUACAAGACACUAGCUGUAGCUACCGUGGAUGUCGACGUCGCAAAGACGAUAACCAUGGGUUAUUCUGCUCCUACGGAAGGAGAAGCAUCCAUAUCGCUCGACCAGCUCCCACAACAGCUGUUCUGGGAGACUCUGGAACUCUACUGGUGGAACGGCUUCUGGUACCGCCCCCGCCAUCUCGAGGCCGCCCUGGCUCUUCGCUCACAGUUCCGGCCGCGAGACGACGACGUCCUCUUGGCGUCUGCCAUGAAAACCGGAAGCACGUGGCUCAAAGCACUCUGUUUCUGCAUCUUGACGAGCAAGAGAAAUGAACGGAGUCGAGAAAACGGCAACAUCGCGGUCAGCACCGAUCGAGAAGAUCAGUCGGAAGACCCCCUCGCGGCUAACCACCCGGCGCAUUACGUGAAGACCUUGGAGGUCCAGGUAUUUACGGAGAACCCGCCUCCGGACCUCUCGGUCAUCGAGUCGCCGAGGUUGUUCCACACCCACUUGCCUUACAGCGCGCUUCCCGAAUCCGUCAAGGCCUCUCCAUGCAAAAUCGUCUACCUCACGCGCAACCCGAAAGACACCCUCGUCUCCCUGUGGCACUUCUUCAACCACUUCCGGACCGACGAGGAGGGCCCCUUCCCGUUCGAGCGCGCCUUCGAGAGCUUCUGCGACGGGGUCUGCUCCUUCGGGCCUUUCUUCGAGCACGUGCUCGAGUACUACAGAGCGAGCUUAGCGAUGCCGGAGAAGGUGCUGUUCCUGAAGUACGAGGACCUGAAGAGAGACCCGAGAGGGCAGGUGAAGAGGCUGAGCUCGUUCCUCGGGCGGCAGCUGGAGGAGGAAGAAGAGGAGGUGGAGGACAUCGUCUGGAGGUGCAGCUUGGAGAGGCUUAAGAACCUGGAGGUGAACAGGAACGGGGUCGAUCCGUGGGUGAACAUGCCGAACAGCGUCUUCUUCAGGAAGGGCGUCGUCGGGGACUGGAAGAGCUUGUUCACGGCGGAGAUGGCCCGGCGUCUCGACGAGAUCGCAAGGACAAAGCUCGAAGGGUCAGGACUCGACCUUGGCAUCGAUACGUGAUGAAGGCGACUUGAUCCGGGUUUUCAGGGAGGAUCCAGUUCUUAAUAAGAUCAUUCCAAUAAAAUCAUCGAAUGAAUUUCAUUACAGUUUUCGUUGCAACAAAACAAUGUUCAAAUGAUAUUUGAUUAGCUAUUUCGUUGGAUA
Eucalyptus grandis is the source of this 1383-nucleotide messenger RNA. Its product is annotated as cytosolic sulfotransferase 5-like. Bases 160 to 1239 code for a protein of 359 amino acids. NCBI's taxonomy places the organism in Eukaryota, Viridiplantae, Streptophyta, Magnoliopsida, Myrtales, Myrtaceae. Gene Ontology annotation, cellular component: cytoplasm. The transcript is spliced from 2 exons. The record is from RefSeq and is a predicted model, not a curated record. Gene Ontology annotation, molecular function: sulfotransferase activity. Gene Ontology annotation, biological process: sulfation.